CGGCGCCGGCCCUUCCCCUGCGAGCCGCCGCCGGAGGAUGAAGCAGCAUGAGGAUGUGUGACAGAGGCGUCCAGAUGCUCGUCACCACGGUGGGAGCCUUCGCAGCCUUCAGCCUGAUGACCAUCGCCGUGGGCACCGACUACUGGCUCUACUCGCGCGGCGUGUGCAGGACUAAGUCCAUGAGCGACAACGACACGACCCGCAAGAACGAGGAGGUGAUGACCCACUCGGGGCUCUGGAGGACGUGCUGCCUGGAAGGAACCUUCCGAGGAGUGUGCAAGAAAAUCGACCACUUCCCUGAGGAUGCAGACUACGAGCAAGACACGGCCGAGUACCUGCUCCGUGCAGUGAGAGCAUCCAGCAUCUUCCCCAUCCUCAGCGUGGGGCUGCUGUUCUUCGGGGGCCUGUGCGUGGCCGCCAGCGAGUUCUACAAGAGCAAACACAACGUCAUCCUCAGCGCUGGCAUCUUCUUCGUCUCUGCAGGUCUCAGCAACAUCAUCGGGAUCAUAGUGUACAUCUCGGCCAACGCGGGGGACCCGGGGCAGAGCGACUCCAAGAAGAGCUACUCCUACGGCUGGUCCUUCUACUUCGGGGCGCUGUCCUUCAUCAUCGCCGAGAUGGUGGGGGUGAUCGCCGUGCACAUGUACAUCGAGAAGCACCGCCAGAUCCGCGCCAGGUCCCACUCGGAGCUGCUCAAGAGGUCGGCCUUCACCCGCCUGCCCCCCUACAGGUACCGCUUCCGCCGGCGGUCCAGCUCCCGCUCCACCGAGCCCCGCUCCCGGGACAUGUCGCCCAUCAGCAAAGGGUUCAGCACCAUCCCCUCCACCGACAUCUCCAUGUUCACGCUCUCCAGGGAUCCCUCCAAGGUUACCAUGGGGACGCUGCUCAACUCGGAGCGGGACCACGGUUUUUUACAGGUCCAUAACUCCAUCCCCAAAGAGUUCAAGGAGUCUUUGCACAACAACCCGGCCAACAGACGAACCACGCCGGUCUGAGGCGGGCUGGGCCGUGGGCAGGCUGCAUGGCAUCACCCUCGUGACGGUGUAACCUGUGAAACCCCGUUUUUAAGGACAAACCCGGAGGCUCCCCGUGCCCCUGCCCGUGGGGCUGGUUUUCACUCUGAAAUGCCACUGGCCGGGCCGGGCCGCUGCGCCCGUGGCGGGAGCGGGACCCCCGAGGGGAGGGGACGGGGCCGCGCUGGGACCCUGGCCCUGGCGCCCCACGGACUGAGCGGGCUCCAACCUUCCUGGGACAGCGGCUUCCCGAGGUCUCCAUCGUUCGUGUGAUCAUAACCGCAGUGUUCCCAUAGCUGUGUGUCCAUGGAAAUGCUGGCGAUAGCCCUGUCCGUGAGAACCCUUACCCGGUAGUGACCUUUCGGUGGAAUCGCCUGGAAGGCCGGAGCUGGAAGCACUGAGCUAGUGCCGGAGCGAUGCUUGUGUUCCGAACCCCUUUCCCUGUCGUGCUGGAUGGAGUGCUCGGGCUGGGUUCCUCUAUGGCGUUUCGUGCAUGCAUUAAAUAGCUUGGAAUUCAA
Camarhynchus parvulus is the source of this 1531-nucleotide messenger RNA. RefSeq names its product calcium voltage-gated channel auxiliary subunit gamma 3 (gene CACNG3). Bases 48 to 995 code for a protein of 315 amino acids. The transcript is spliced from 4 exons. Gene Ontology annotation, cellular component: postsynaptic density membrane; AMPA glutamate receptor complex. The record is from RefSeq and is a predicted model, not a curated record. Lineage: Eukaryota; Metazoa; Chordata; Aves; Passeriformes; Thraupidae. Gene Ontology annotation, molecular function: voltage-gated calcium channel activity; channel regulator activity. Gene Ontology annotation, biological process: calcium ion transport; transmission of nerve impulse; neurotransmitter receptor transport, postsynaptic endosome to lysosome.